AAAAAGGCCCCGCCUUGCCUGCCUUCCAAUCUCCCCCGGCGUCUUGGAUUGUUGGCCCAACAAGACACCAAAACCAUCCAAUCGCGCGCACUAGGAUCCAAGGAGCUGGCGGCGUCUGCUAAGCUGGAGGAGGAGCCGCGAGUGCUCGGCGCCACCGCCGCCGGCGAGAGCGAGGAGCAGCGCAACAAGUUCCUGGUGCUCCGGCUGUACGAGGCGCUGAACGGGCGCGACCACGCCGGCGUGCAGGCCCUCCUGGCGGCGGACCUCGAGUGGUGGUUCCAUGGCCCGCCCAAGCACCAGCACAUGAUGCGCGUGCUCACCGGCGGCGGAUCAAACAGCAGCAGCAGCUUCCGCUUCGCGCCGCGCUCCGUGGACGCCUUCGGGUCGACCGUCAUCGCCGAGGGCGGCGACCAGGAGCGGGGUGUGUACUGGGUGCACGCCUGGACCGUGGGCGCCGAUGGGGUGAUCACCCAGCUCCGCGAGUACUUCAACACCGACCUCACCGUGACCCGCCUCGCCGCCGCCACCAAGUGCAUCUGGCAGAGCCGACGCCCAGACCGCGCAACCAACUCCCUCCCGGGCCUCGUCCUGGCCCUCUGAUCUGAUUGAUUGAACAAUAAUUGGAUGGGCUGAUCGAGCAAUCGAUUAGUAAGUAAUAGUAGGUGUGUUGGUGGUGUGUGAAAUUACUACUACAGUAGCAAGAUGGCGACGCCGCAUCCUCUGUACUGCUGCUGCUUCUUCCUCCUCCUCAUCAGUAAUCAUAAAAACCAAACUAGUAUUGUGUUGCAUGUAUAUUGGAUUAUCUGUAUAUGUUCAGUUUGCCUUCUUAUUCA
Molecule: messenger RNA, 833 nt
Organism: Setaria italica (foxtail millet)
Lineage: Eukaryota; Viridiplantae; Streptophyta; Magnoliopsida; Poales; Poaceae
Exons: 1
Source: RefSeq, a predicted model, not a curated record